Messenger RNA from Cantharellus anzutake, 1497 nucleotides. RefSeq names its product WD40-repeat-containing domain protein. The transcript has 4 exons. The coding region runs from base 166 to 1302 and encodes 378 amino acids. Lineage: Eukaryota; Fungi; Basidiomycota; Agaricomycetes; Cantharellales; Hydnaceae. The record is from RefSeq and is a predicted model, not a curated record. Gene Ontology annotation, molecular function: protein binding.
AUUAUGACAGCACUACAAAGUGCGGCUUGGACCUUGAUCCCUCGAUGGCAACCUUUAGGCCUCGCGAAGCCAAUCGGGUGGCUCUCUCACUCGAUUGCGAUGUUUCUUGCCAAAAUUGCCCAUCCAGCACAAGGCCUGGGUACAAGUCACCAUUCUUAAGGUGUGAUGGAGUGGAUUACAAACUCCCUGGUUGUUACUCGCUUAGAAAAGAAUGAUCUUCACUCUCGGAUCGCUGCACACUGCAUCGAGACCUUUUGCCGUUUGCCAGAGGACAAUGUUCUCCAACUUCCCAACCCUUUAAUCCUCAACUCCGGCAUCCCAGAUCUCCCUUCUCAGAUUCAUUCGAAAAUUUCCUCUGAUGUUCAAUAUGCCGCACUCUAUGGCUUUCUACAUGUGGUGGAAAUCGAGAAUCCUUCAACGGAGCUAUUCAGCAAAUUAGAAACGUUCUUCGCUGGAUCAGCGAUCAAAUGGUUGGAAGUCUUGAGCCUGCUUGGGGCGACAAAGAAUGCCCUCGUUGAAUUAGAUAAAGUUACUGUGUGGUAUAAGAGUCAGAGCCGCCAACUACAAGAUCACAAUCUAAAAGAAUCUUUACUCCGACUACUGAUGCAAUGCCGUCGCUUUACUUACCAAUUCCACGGAGUCAUUUCAGUUUCCGCUGGACAUAUCACACAUUCAGCUCUGUCUCAUUCACCCGACGCAGAUUGGCGAAUGCGAUACUGCGGACGGUCGACCGAGCACCUCCCAACAGUGCGAGGGAGGGCUUCCGCAUGGGAUAGUCUUCUUACUAUCCGGGGCCACACAGGAUGGGUCUGCUGGGUCUCAUUCUUGCCCGAUGGGUCUAGGGUAGUCUCGGGAUCCUGGGACGGGACGGCACGAAUUUGGGAUGCGGUGACCGGUGAUGAACUCAUGAUCUUCCGAGGGCAUACUCAACGUGUGUGCACAGUAUCGUUCCCGUCCGAUGGGUCCAGGCUAGCCUCGGCAUCUGAAGACCAGACAGUACGGAUCUGGGAUGCACUGACGGGGGACGAACUCAAGGUCCUCCGAGGGCACACCGAGCAAGUCUGGUCGGUCUCAUUCUCGCCUGAUGGAUCCAAGGUGGCGUCAUCGUCCCAGGACUCAACAGUACGAAUCUGGGAUGCGGUGGCCGGGAAUGAACUCAAGGUCCUCCGAGGGCACACCAUGUCAAUCGGGUCAGUCUCAUUUUCGUCCGAUGGAUCCAGGCUGGCCUCAGGAUCCGAUGAUAGAACAGGCACACCGGGAUCAUCAGGUCAGUCUCGUUCUCACCCGAUGGAUCCAGGCUAGCCUCCGGAUGCGAUGACAUGACGGUGCGGAUCUGGGAUGCAGUGACCGGUGAUAACCUCAAGGUCCUCCGAGGGCACACCAGGCUGGUCUUCUCGGUCUCAUUUUCGUCUGAUGGAUCCAGGGUAGCCACUGGAUCGUUUGACAUGACGGUGCGGAUCUGGGAUGCGGUGACCGGAGACAAACUCAAGGUCUUCC